Molecule: messenger RNA, 1839 nt
Organism: Fusarium proliferatum ET1
Lineage: Eukaryota; Fungi; Ascomycota; Sordariomycetes; Hypocreales; Nectriaceae
Exons: 1
Coding region: 1-1839 (612 amino acids)
Cellular component (GO): nucleosome
Molecular function (GO): structural constituent of chromatin; protein binding; DNA binding
Source: RefSeq, a predicted model, not a curated record
AUGGCACGCACCAAACAAACCGCUCGGAAGUCCACUGGUGGUCGCGCCCCCCGCCUCCAACUGGCUAAGAAAGCGGCCAAAAAAUGGCAGCAAUCGCUGACCCCGCUUCACCGCGCUGCCAUUAGCGGGAAUGUUGGGAUCCUGAGGGCUCUGCUUAUCAAUGGAUCGGCUGACGUAGAAAAGAAGGACAACAGUGGCCAAACGCCCCUUCAUCAUGCCGUUAAAAACGGCCAUCUUGGAGCUGUCGCACUUCUUCUAACCCAUGAUGCAUCAGUAUCAUCACCAAACAUGGAGUUUUUCACGCCUCUGACUUUUGCAGUCACUCACGACCAACUGGAAAUCUUCAACCUUUUACUGGAGAACGGAGCUUCGAUAUCAACUUUAUGCUUAGGUAACCGCACACUAUUGCAUUGCGCUGCACAAAAUGGCCAUAGUAGGAUUUCAAAUAUUUUACUGCAAAAGGGUUUAUCUAUUCGUGAUCAAGACAAUGACCAUCGGGUCGCCUUGGACUAUGCUGUCUAUAACCAACACUGGGACCUCGCCAAAUUGCUAUUGAAGGAGGGCUGGACUCGAUGGGUCUCGGCCCAAUCGCGAUACGAAGACGGAAAAAAUCCCCAUCCUGUGGCUCCUGAUUAUGACGUCGUUGUCUCGCAAAUGGAAAGAGAAUCUGGAGUUGUUCGCCAGAAUUCCUUGGCUAUGGCUGCACGUCUGGGCAGGGACGAUCUCAUACAUCGAUUGUUGGAAGAACACGGCUGCCAUGUAGAUGGUGUCUCUGGAGAACAUAGUCCAUUGUACUUUGCUGUGGAAGGCGGACACCAUAAAUGUGUCGAGGUCCUUCUAUCGGCUGGUGCUGUCAACAACAAGACUAUCGGGCCAGGUACCUCGCCGCUGGACUGCGCCGUGCGGCUCCACCACCACGACAUUACGGCCACCUUGAUACGCGCGGGGAUAGUUCCUUGGGCUGAGAUCAGCAUUAGCAGUCCCUACAGCCAGGUUCUUCCACUACUAGCGAAGCGAGAGCCUACUGAGGUGGCACAGCUUCUGUCACAUACCACUACGCUCGACAGUCUGUCCAUGUGGCUUGUUGAGAUUGCCAGGUUCAAGCUCGUAAGCAUUUUAAAAGAGUACUUUCGUACUGUCCUACCUAUCGUCCAAGGGAAAUAUGUAAACCAGCCCAUCACGCUACCAAUCCCCAAGCUCGUCUGGCACUUUAUGCAGAGUCAGAGAACUAUGACGAUGGGAACGAGAUCGCAGACGAGAGAGGCAAACGCCAAUCACAUCAGGAACUUGCAAGACGCUACCGUCACUGCACUGGAUAGUAGCUUUGAUGCCGUCUUCUUUCUCGUCAGUGUUAUUGAACCUGCAAUUCUGAACAUGGUCCUUACCAGCGACCCUGCCAUACGGAGGAAAGCUUGGGAAAGGCUUCCAUCAAAGCUCAACUGUCAGACUGACAAAGACCUAAUUGCCUGUCUCGCUAGAGCGGGGUUUACACUGCCUCCACCACCUCCACCACCUCCACCGUUUCUACCAUCUAUACACUCUCUUUAUGAUGCUUGCGAGGCCGGGUCUAUAACCAAAGCACAAAGGUUCUUACAAAAAAGGCCCGAGAGUGUUAACAUCCUGGGACCUCGAAAUCGAGCUCCCUUACAUGCAGCCGCGCAGCAGGGCCACCUAGAAAUAGUGAAGCUACUUAUAGACUACGGUGCAGACUUGAAGGCUACAACUUUCUUUGGCAGCACAGCAGAGAAACUUGCAGAGAAGUAUCAUCAGACAGCAGUUACAGCAUUCUUGAAAGCAGCUCGGACAUCACAGGACGAGGGAUCAAAGAGAAGUAUAUAA